CAGUACGCCGCCAUCCGGCGCUUUCAGGAUGUGAUGCGGCGCUUUAUGGAGAUUUUUUGCCGGAAAGCAGUAGUAUCCGCAAGAACUUCCCCGACGAUGAUAUUGAGGGCGAGAUGAUGGUUGCAGGGUGGAUAGCGGGCGAGAUACUUUCACAGACCCUAAGUAGUCGUGAAUGGGCAAAGAACCGUAACGCGUACUUGGCGUCUCUGUACAACCAACGCCGUUAUAUGGUCGACAACCUUGUGAUUGGCGACUACGGAGGCAGUUGCCAAGGGGUGGCUGAAUCAGAGGGCGCCAUGUGUUACUGCAACCAAGGUGGCCGGACCGUGUACAUGAAAAAGUUUGUGGAGGGCUACCGUGCCGACCCGCUGGUUGACGGAACAAUCUCAUUCUGGACAUGGCAGUGCAACCCCUCGGAAGCAGUGAUUGUUCCUCCUUUGAAUGGGUUUGCCAUUGCAAUGCGGGAUAAUCCCCUUGCCAUUUUUGCACUUCGAGCUUUUGGGGUGGGUGCGAGAGCUGCGGUGAAUAACAACAGUCUUAUUAGGCGUUUUGCGUUCACAGUGCAAGUCGUGAAUUCUACUGUGGACGGGGCUGCCGCUGCGCUUGUGUCAGAACUGAAGGUGAAAUUGCUUGAUGUUGUUACUGGCGUGGUGACGAAGGGGAUGCUGGAGGUGGAGGAUGUGGCGUUUAUCAACCCUAUGUACCUUCAGUCGCGCAUUGGUAGGUUCAGGAAAAACGUGAUCCGCCUGUUGCCGACACUGGAGCAGCAGUUCUUUGUGAUUGCGGAGUACCUCGGGAACAUGAGUGACGGUUCGGCGCACGCUGUGAUUCGCAGCGACGAUGGAGCCACGAUGGCGGAGGUGCUGCGGCUGUCGCUGAAGACGUUUGGCGGUUCGCUGCUGUCUACUAAGCUGCUGGCUGGCGGCGACAAGAUGGCGGACCACCUGCCGGAGGAAGGCGACGUGCUUGUGGUGGGCAUUUCUGCCGACGAUGUUGGUGCGAUCGCGCAGCACGUGGUGUCACACGACGGUGUGCGCGUGUUUGUCAUUUUUUUAGAGUUUUCGAUGCUGUACCCCGAAUUUGUUGCUGCGUUCCGUGACGGUGCGGGUGCCGACCGUGUUGUGUUUGCGACGAACCUGCCGCACUGGAACGACGACAAAACGACGUCGGUGACCGCCCAGAAGUUUAACGCUGCAGUGCCGGACGUCAAUCAACGGACGCCGCUGGCAAUGAUGGGCUUCACCACCGGGCUGCUGGUGGUGACCGUCCGCUCGCGCAUGGAGAAGGUGAGUGUUGAGCUGUUUGAAAACUUCUUUUUUUCCAACGUUGCCGUCAGAGUGGAUGACAUGCUGUACGGACCCUUCAUUGAUGGCAAUGCAUGCCCUGUUACUCAGAGCGGUGCUGGGUGCGGCAGGAACUACGGUGCGACGCAAAUUUCUGUGUGGUCGCUUGCCCGUGCGCUGGACCCCGCUGUGCCGGUGCUGUCCCCUGCCGUGACGCCGUCGAUGGAGUACCGGAUGCCCGUUGCGAGUGGACUGACGGCGCGGCAGCUGAUCGGCGUCAUCGUCGGCAGCGUUGUUGCUGCCCUGCUGCUUAUUGCCUUGAUUCUGUUGCUGCUGCACUUCUGCCGCGACUCGCGUGACAACGAGAAUGCACCGAAGGAGCGGACAGACCCCGUGACGCUUGUGUUUACUGACAUCGAGAGCAGCACUGCGCUGUGGGCUGCGUGCCCCGAGGCGAUGCCCGACGCCGUGGCAACGCACCACCGCUUGAUCCGCUCACUGAUAGCGAAGUACCACUGCUACGAGGUAAAGACGAUCGGCGACUCGUUCAUGAUUGCGUGCAAGAGUGUGUUCGCCGCCGUGCAGCUUGUGCGGGAGCUGCAGCAGGCGUUUCUGCAGCAGGACUGGGGGACGAGCGUGAUCGACGACGCAUACCACAAGUUCGAGGAGGACCGUGCCGAGGAUGACGAGGAGUACGUUCCGCCGACCGCGCGCCUUGACGCUGCUGUGUAUCGGGAGUACUGGAACGGCCUGCGCGUGCGAGUCGGUGUGCACACCGGGCUGUGUGACAUCCGGCGCGACGAGGUGACGAAGGGGUACGACUACUACGGCGGGACGUCGAACAUGGCCGCGCGCACGGAGAGCGUUGGGAACGGCGGGCAGGUGCUGCUGACGCGUGCGGCGUACAUGUCGCUGAGCACGGCUGAGCGUGAGCAGGUGGAGGUGACUGCACUUGGCGGCGUGGCACUGCGUGGUGUGCCGGUUCCGGUGGAGAUGUACCAGCUGGACGCCGUGCCCGGGCGCACCUUCGCCGCGCUGCGUCUUGAUCGUGAGAUGCCUGAUCUUGACGAUGGCAGUGAUUUCGAAAGUAGUGAAGAUGUUUCUAUGUACAGCGCACGGACCGGCACCGCUCAAGCCGUCGUGUCCGUUUUGACGGUGACAUACGGAACCUUGGCACCCCGGCAGCGGCUGAAGGCGCUGAUGCCUCUUUGCGAGCGUUGGAACGUUCGGUUGCCGCGGAGGCCGAGCUUUUUGCAGGAUGAGGAGUACUGCCGUCUGGUGAUUGAUCGACUGGCCGUAAAAAUGAGCAGCGUGAUGGAACGGAAGGGCCAGUUGGGUAUUGACCAAAAUAUGUCGUUCACGCUGAGUGCAACCGCUCCUGCUGCGCAUGAUACCGCCUCUGGUACGUGGGGGAGGAGGGGUGGGGAGCAGGUCCAUGCUAGGCGCUUCGGGGAGGCGGCGUCGCAAAGUAAUUCUGUCGAGGUGCAUGCUUUUACGGCCGACGAGCCGCGUUUUUCGACGGAUGAUUCGAUUGUUACUGUCCGUGCUCGUCGCUUCAGGUAA
Molecule: messenger RNA, 2846 nt
Organism: Trypanosoma cruzi
Lineage: Eukaryota; Euglenozoa; Kinetoplastea; Trypanosomatida; Trypanosomatidae
Product: receptor-type adenylate cyclase, putative
Exons: 1
Biological process (GO): intracellular signal transduction; cyclic nucleotide biosynthetic process
Source: RefSeq, a predicted model, not a curated record